GACAUAUUGGUGAGUGGCUAGAAGAGAGGUGUGGCUGGCUGGUAAAGAGGCAUGGCUAGCGGAGAGGACUGUAGCAGAACCCCACAGAGAGGUGUGGCAAUCGGCCAUUGAGGGCCUGGAUAGCAGAGAGUAUAAGGUGCCUCCAUACCUCCCCCCCGUCCACCCAUGCUGGGAGGUGAACUCUGCAGAUGAACUUCUGAAUUCUGGGGCUGCACUGACCAAGGACAGCAUCUGUGAGUUGGGUGACUUUCGAGUUGCUGGACUUAAGACCCUGAGGGGAAAAGGACACUGCCAAACUUCCUUGAGAUGGCCAAUGAAGCGAGACCUUGCCCAUGUGACAUUGGAGACAGGUUUGAGUAUGGGGGCCUUGGACACGAAGUGCAAGUUGAACACAUCAAGGCGUAUCUUUGCAAACCAUCUGUCAGCACGGAAAAAGCUGUGAUUGUGGUUCAAGAUAUAUUUGGAUGGCAACUCCCAAAUACCAGAUACAUGGCUGAUAUGCUUGCAGCUAAUGGAUAUAUAGCCAUUUGCCCAGACUUCUUUGUGGGACAAAAACCUUGGGAACCUUCUGAUGACUGGUCCACCUUUAAUGACUGGCUGAAAACUCGAGAUGCCAGCAAGGUAGACAGGGAAGCUGAUGUUGUCUUGAAGUAUCUAAAGGAGCAAUGCAGUUCAAAGAAGAUCGGUGUCAUUGGAUUUUGCUGGGGUGGAACAGCUGUACAUCACUUGAUGCUGAAAAAUCCUGAAUUAAAAACUGGGGUGGCCAUAUAUGGAGUAAUCAAGUACUUUGAGGAUAGAUACAGUUUGCUCCACCCCACAUUCUUCAUUUUUGGUGAAAAUGAUGAUUACAUCCCUCUUGAACAAGUUACCUUACUGGAGCAGAAACUAAAACAACACUGUAAAGUUGAUUACAGAGUUAAAAUUUACCCUGGACAAACUCACGGUUUUGUACAUCGCAAGAGAGAAGAUAUGAACCCUCAAGAUAAACCUUACAUUGAAGAAGCAAGAAAGGACAUGCUCAACUGGCUAAAUAAAUACCUAUAACAAAAGUAUACUGCUAGAUCUGUAAAACACAAUCCAAUAAUUUGUUAGGCAGACUUUA
Messenger RNA from Mauremys reevesii (Reeves's turtle), 1102 nucleotides. RefSeq names its product carboxymethylenebutenolidase homolog. The transcript is spliced from 6 exons. NCBI's taxonomy places the organism in Eukaryota, Metazoa, Chordata, Testudines, Geoemydidae. Bases 307 to 1044 code for a protein of 245 amino acids. Gene Ontology annotation, molecular function: hydrolase activity. The record is from RefSeq and is a predicted model, not a curated record.